Messenger RNA from Gadus chalcogrammus (walleye pollock), 3258 nucleotides. RefSeq names its product sulfite oxidase (gene suox). Lineage: Eukaryota; Metazoa; Chordata; Actinopteri; Gadiformes; Gadidae. Gene Ontology annotation, molecular function: molybdenum ion binding; oxidoreductase activity; heme binding. Gene Ontology annotation, cellular component: mitochondrion. Bases 281 to 2020 code for a protein of 579 amino acids. The transcript has 5 exons. The record is from RefSeq and is a predicted model, not a curated record.
UGGUGCGAUUACGUACUGAACAGUAAACAGUAGCGUCGUAGCGGUCUUGAACGUCCCUUCUGCCCAGCUGCUCUUUUUGUGAGCUGGUAGUAAAUUGUUUAACAGGAGCGUCGUGGCGGUCUUGAACGUGUUUGUCCACGUGUUUCAGCAGCUUCUGGUUCCCAUCAAGAGGCUGGGUGUUGUUAAACCUUCUGCUCUACUCUGGGCAUCGUGGAUAGCAUCACUGGGUCCGAGUCAUCCUGUCAACACGCGUUUUUAGGAGAUAAAGGACGUCGAUGCGAUGCUGCUGCUGCGACGGUGCAGACGGCUGACUGCAGGGCUGAGUCCUGCCCAGGCGCAACGGGCCAGACCAGCGGGCUCCCCAGCCCCGUCAUGGUGCGGGGUGGGGGGGGGCAGCCGGAGCAGCAGUGGUGGGGGUGAGGACAGGCAGACCUCCCAGGACCCCCGCUGGAGGCCCGCCCUGGCCGGCCUGCUGGCUGGGACCGGCGCCGUCCUGGCCUACGGCCUCCACCACCACAAGGCGGAGCGGCCGUUGGCCCCCAUGGAGCCGGCGCCGCCCGUCUUCAGCCAGGCCGAGGUGUCCAAGCACGGCUCGCUGGAGGCCGGCGUCUGGGUCACCUUCCGGGGCGGCGUCUACGACAUCACCGAGUUCGUGGCCAUGCACCCCGGGGGGGACAAGAUCCUGCUGGCGGCGGGCGGGGCCCUGGAGCCCUUCUGGGCGCUGUACGCCGUCCACAGCCAGGACCACGUGCUGGACAUCCUGUCGGAGUACAAGGUGGGGGAGCUGGACCCUGAGGACCAGGCGCGCCAGCGGGCGGUGGAGCCGUCGGACCCCUACUCCGGGGACCCCCAGCGCCACCCCGUCCUGCGGGUCAACAGCGCCAAGCCCUUCAACGCCGAGCCGCCGCCGGAGCUGCUGGGCGACAGCUACAUCACGCCCUCCGCCAUCUUCUUCAAGCGGAACCACCUCCCCGUGCCGCGCGUGGACCCCGCGUCGUACCGGCUGCGCGUGGAGGGCCUCCCGCGGCCCCUGAGCCUCUCGCUGGCGGACCUCAAGAGCCGCUUCCCCAAGCACACGGUGACGGCCACGCUGCAGUGCGCCGGCAACCGCCGCUCGGAGAUGAACGCCGUGAAGCAGGUGAAGGGGCUGAACUGGGGCAUCGCCGCCAUCAGCAACGCCACCUGGAGCGGCGCCCUGCUCAGGGACGUGCUGCGCGAGGGGGGCUGGGGCCCCGAGGCAGCGGCGGCGGUGGCGGCGGCCGGCGGCGGGGCCCGCCACGUGCAGUUCGAGGGCCUGGACGCGGACGCGUCGGGCACCACGUACGGCGCGUCCAUCCCGCUGAACAAGGCGCUGAGCGAGGAGGGGGACGUGCUGCUGGCGUACCAGAUGAACGGCGAGGACCUGCCGGCCGACCACGGCUACCCGCUGCGCGUGGUCGUGCCCGGCACCGUGGGCGCCCGCAACGUCAAGUGGCUGGGCAAGGUGAUCGUCAGCCGGGAGGAGAGCGCCAGCCACUGGCAGCAGAACGACUACAAGGGCUUCUCGCCGGGCACGGACUGGGACACGGUGGACUUCAAGUCGGCCCCGGCCAUCCAGGAGCUGCCGGUGCAGUCAGCCAUCACGCAGCCCGCCGACGGGGCGGUGCUGGAGCCCGACGCCGACGGGGAGGUGACGGUGCGCGGCUACGCCUGGAGCGGCGGCGGGCGGGAGGUGGUGCGCGUGGACGUGUCGCUGGACGGGGGGAAGACGUGGCAGGUGGCGCGACUGAGGGAGGGGGAGGAGCAGGGGGAGGAGCAGGGGGAGGCCACGCCCCCGCCGCUGCCGGGCCGCGCCUGGGCCUGGAAGCUGUGGGAGGUGGUGGCGCCGCUGCCCCCCGGGGAGCAGCAGGUGGAGAUUGUGUGCAAGGCGGUGGACAACAGCUACAACAUGCAGCCCGACUCGGUGGCGCCCAUCUGGAACUUGAGAGGCGUGCUGAGCAACGCCUGGCACCGGGUGAGGGUGACGGUCAGGGAGGACUGAGCACCCUGGCACCCUCAGCAACCCGACUCCCUCAACAACCUGGCACCCUCAGCACCCCGACUCCCUCAACAACCUGACUCCCUCAGCACCCUGACUCCCUCAACAACCUGGCACCCUCAGCACCCUGACACCCACAGCUUUGAGGCUGUUUGUGCAGCUUCAGCCCUUUGCUGUCCUCAUCCGGAUACAUGAAGUGCUUCUAGAAGGUUGCUUAUCAUCAGAUAGUUUUUGAGGUUUUAUUGAGGAUCUAGGAAUGAAUUAAUGUGAUCGAAACAAGGAAGUAUUAUGUUCGGCAUUUGAACAAUUGAUUUGUGCUUUUUGUAAGACGUCUAUUUUUCUAAUCCUGACUUGAGUCAGGUCACUUAGCCAGAGUUUGAACACUUUGAAUCAUUGUUUCUCAAUUAAUCGUUUCAACUGCUGUGGGUCUUUGUCCCUUCCUUUUGUCUUUUUUAAAUGUUAAAAGUAGACUUAUUUAACUAAUAUUUGAAACAUGCUCAAGUCAAUAAUUGGCUGUUCUUCAUGUUAAUGUUUGAACUGUAUAUUCAGUUUUGUAUGAGUACUACUUUAUUUAUUCGAGUUCUAAGCUGGUAAAUAAAGUGAAUGCUGAUCACACGGUUUACGUGAGUGUUUUCGAUCACAGAAUGGACGUUUCUCUGGUCAACCUCACUCAUCCAAUAUAUCAAACACAUCCUGGCUUUCCUAUGAGAUUCAGGAAUCUUUUGACGUCCUGCGCAUGACACCAGGUCUUUGGUCAAAUAUGCAGUCAUAGGCAAGUCUUUAUAAUGAGCUACAUAUCAUUUUAAAUGGUUACAUUUCUAGAAUCUAGUAUCGUAAUCCUUUAGUUUAGUUAUCCUCUAGUCAUCUAGAUUAGAUACCAUCUAGUUUAGUUAUGAGUUGACUGGAGUUCUGCGUUUGUAUUGCAGCCAAUAUAACGCGAUUCAAAGGCCCAACCUUAUAACUUAAAUGAGUUCUUGUAAAAUAAUUAAGGUGAUUUAUUACAGAUGACAGAUGAAAGAAUAGUCCUUAUCGCAGUGCUGUCCUUCUCAUUAUUUUUAAAAGGUAUUGAAACCGAUCAAAGGUCGAGAACCAGUCCCACUUUAUUCAUGGAGACACUGGUUCACUGACAGCCUUUUUGUUUCACGGCCUUGUGAGGCUCACCAACAGAAGGAAUGUCUCAGCUCAGUCCAGCAGAGGCAUAUCCUCAGACUAACUCUCAGCAGUCCAUCUCUCAGUUACAU